Messenger RNA from Solea senegalensis (Senegalese sole), 7605 nucleotides. RefSeq lists its product as uncharacterized. The record is from RefSeq and is a predicted model, not a curated record. Bases 321 to 4616 code for a protein of 1431 amino acids. The transcript has 8 exons. Gene Ontology annotation, biological process: negative regulation of DNA-templated transcription. Lineage: Eukaryota; Metazoa; Chordata; Actinopteri; Pleuronectiformes; Soleidae.
AUCCUGGUACUUUGUGAGCCUUGUCAGCCUCAGCACGGCAGACAGGAGGAAAGUAGCUGCAGUGUCCUGGCACCAACAUUUCUGUCCACAGCUGCUCACUAAACUGUCCCGGGAACUUAAUGCUAACUAAAAGGACACCUGCUCACCGAUGUGAUGUAUGACAGACUUGGCAGCUGCUCAGCAACGCGGAAACACCCCGAGCGACAUCAUAAAAAGAGGACACCAUGUGAUUUAUCAAUGGCAGCAAAGGAGACUGGACUAAAGGGAUGAACUGAUUGCUGUUGGAUAAUAACUGAGGAGCAGACCAAGCUGGCCAUAGCAUGCCAACUGCAAAAGACAAAGGUGGUGCAGCGCCCCACCACUACCGGCCUGCCUCACGAUAUGAUGACGCCACACUUGCCCAAAAGAGAGAAUACUGGAGAACCAAGAAGCGAGAGCAGAGGGCUCGACGCUCCGACCGGAGAGGGAGGUCAACGCAAAGCAGUCGAGGGGAACAGCGGCGACAUCUAAAUACUCCUGCAGUGGUGAAUUCCAGUUUAUCUGGAUCCUUCGCUGCUCCCUCUCCUCCUGUGUGGAAUAAUGCAGAGUUAUAUACGUCAGCCAGUGCUACUCCUGCAUCUCAGAAUCUCUGUGAUUCCGCUGAAAUCCAAAAGAAAAAGUGGAUCCAGCACCCAGUGACACUCAACACAGUCUUGACUCAGAUGCCAGCAUCAUGUUCUGACACAGCCACAGCCACAGCGAAAUGCAGAGCAACGCGACGGGCUGUGAACAAAGCCAUUACCUCACCCACUCCCACUAAAACCCAGCUGAACACAAACUCUUCAGUGCCUCCAGUCAGAACGACCCGAAUUACCAAUGGUAGCUGUGCCCAAACAACACCUCAGCCACUUGUGUCUAUGCAGGGCACAUCAGUUCCCAACAUGCAACAUAAAAAAGAAGAUGCACUACACACCCAGCCCAUCUUUGUUAAAGCGGAAGACGCAAACGCAACACCUCAAAGUGGAACACAGAGUGCCUUGGUCACCUCACAGAGAGCAGAAGGCGUUUGCAACUCCAAAGAGACUGAGGAGGAGAAGGCAGCCAAGCGCAGAGAGCAGUGGCGGAUCAAAAAGCGAGAACAGAGAGCAAAGCUGGCAGCGCAGCUCGGUAAAGCCAGAGAGAGGAUGCUGGGAGCAGAGAUGCUAAGACAAACGGCACAAAAGACAGGACUCCCAGGUGCUGUGCCACUUCGAAAUCUUUCAUCUCAGUCGUUUUUGAAAGCGGCAGGUCAGAGACAGUGUCCCACUCGAGGCAAAGCUACAUUUACGCCUGGAAAAAGAGAAAAUUAUAAACUGCAAACAGGGGCAGGGAGGUUAGCGACUGUAAAUUUGCAGGUUAAUGUCCAGAAUCCAAAUGAGAACAGGACAAUUACAUCUGAUGGUACUUCUGUGAAAAAGCCAGGGGAAUUGCUGAGAAAGUAUCCAAGUUACACUCAUCUGUCUAAUAUCAGCCGAGGGAUGGUGCGAUGUAAAACACCUAGACAGAGGUUCAUUGAUGCCCAGCGUAAUUUCUUUAAUCUAAGAAACAUGAGAUGUAAAUCGCCAUUCUUUACCUCGGUUUUUGCGUCACGAAAUAUUCCCAGGAUUGACCCCAAUGACACACCUGAGCAGAUAAUAGCCAAGCGGCGCGAGUACUGGCGGAUUAAAAAACGAGAGCAGCGAGCUAAGCUGUCGAUGGAGAUGAAAUCUCGCUUGAAGGAGAAGGACUCUCUGAUGCGAAGAGUGAAACGCUACCAGAGUAUUCUGGAGGAGAUGAGGAGGGCCAGGGCGCUGGCACAGUCGGCAGGAAGCACACUCACAGAUGCCUCUGAGACCAUCGGAGGGUUCAUCGAAGAGGACGGGACAGUGACCAUUAAAAUUCCCCAGUCUCCGAUGGACCACAACACAGCAGCACAUACAAGUAAUAAAGAACUUCAUGUGAGUUCCAAUAAUAGUCCAUUUGCACAACGUCAAUAUCACCCUAAUACUAAAAGAAGGGGUAUUGUUCCCAUCAGAACUAAGCAGCCCCCUCAGGUGAAAGUCUCUCUUCCUGGACAGUCGAUCAAUAAGCCUCCAAAAUUAUUGUCAGUCAGACCAAGGACUUCACUCAGAAGCACAACGCCUCCUAAUUCACAAGCAUUACCAAACCAAGCUGUAGGUCAGCUCACACUCACUCGUCCCACAACCUCUCAAAAUGCAAUUUCUGGAGGAUUAGCUGCAGGGUCCAACCUCGAUGGCUGUGUCAUGAAAAUGGCCAUUUCCAGUGGCACGGCGGUGUCACCGUCGGCGCUCUCUCUGGAUCCAAGUCUAACCGAGGAGGAGAGGAUGGCAAAGAAGAGGGAGUACUGGAGGAUAAAGAAGCGCGAGCAGCGAGCGGCACGCGCGGUGCGGCUGAAGCAGGGAGUCUUACAGGCGAGGGUCAACGCGGCCUUACAGAGGAGGAGGGCGCAGAAGCAGUUCGCAGCAUCAACUGUGCAUCUGAACAGACGUCUUACGAACCCACCAGGAAGUGCACGACCUCUGUCCGUCAGCAGCGUGCCUGUUACACCAAAUGCAAAUGAGAUUAAACAAGAGACUGUACCAGAAGUUCACCUACAUUCUCAACCAGAACAAACCAUCUGUGCAGACAUCAAGUGCCCGACCUCCCCACCCCCACCUCCACCUCCACCACUCCAGCCAGACUCUGACCCAGCUUUGAGUGCAGAAAGCCAGGCUACCACUCUGCUAGCUGUGGCCUCCAUGAAGAAACUCCUGGAAGAAUCGCUCAGCACGGUGAGGGAAAGUGAAUGUGAGCCGACGGAUAUAAAAACCGAGACGGAGGAAGAGCCUUCAGAGCAAGAGAUGAAGCCAAUUUUACCUCAGCUGUUUUUUGAAAAGGAUGAAGUGGCUCCUCUGGCUGCUGACCUGACAUUGCAGAUAAAAAGCUGGCAGCCAGACAAUGACGCCUUGGUACAGGCAGAUUCACCAAGUCCUCAUUUCAAAGAGUCGCCACCAUUUAGUGAGACACCAUCACCUAUUCCUGCCUCCAGUGAGGAAAUCCUGCCUCCCACCUGUGAACACUCCUCCCAGACCCCUUCAAACUUCAUAGUAACCCCCUCCAUGGAAGCAUCUGGUGUUCCAGCUCCACUACGCAGAACCCAGAGGAUUUGCUCCAAAAAGGUGAGCUGCUCGCCAGAACCGCCAAAGCUACACCACAUAGCCGCGUCUCAGCUACACCCGCAGGCGCAACACGUCGAACGGCACGCUAAAGAGCGGUGUCAAAAGAGCAACAGGUCGUCAGCACAAAAGUGUAGCAGUCUCGGGGCGGAGCACGGCGGUUUGACCGGCUUGACCAGCCUACAGAGGAAGAGGGAGUACUGGAAGCUGAUGAAGCGGCAGCAGAGGGCGCGGUCAAAGGCCCGGCAGAAGGACAGGCAUGGGCAUGGAGAAUUCAGCAGACGGACCUUCCACACAGACAUCCAGGUUCCAGGUGCUUUUACCAGCAACUCUGUUAGAGGUUUAAAUCCUCCAUCAAAACGAGCUCAACACGUUUCUUCUCUGGGUGCAAAUACCCAUGUCGCUCCUGUCCCGGUCGCUACCUCUACAACAUGUCAGUCCCCUGACCCACUCACUAGUGUUUCCUGUUCACUCAGAAGUAAACAGAACAACAAAGAUUUUGGUCCUUCGCAGAUCAUGUCUGACUCUUUGGGAGCUCCUGAAACUAAGCAGCAAGCCUCGUUAUGUUCUCAAGAGUGGUUGUCUACGAGCACUGAUGAAGACACGGCCCCCUCGCUCCCCACUCUUAAGCCUCCAGACAACCCACUCUCCAGCAUCAACCUGCAGCCCAUUGAACCUCAAGGUCCCACCCUCAGUCCGUUAAAAAUCCCCUGUCCUCAACUUCCGAGCCCCUCACGUAUGAUACAAUCUCCCUGUACACUGGCAUCUGUAAGCGCUAUGGCUCCACCAAAACGCAUCCCGGGGGAGCCUGAGGAGGACUUUCUGAGGAGGAAGCGGGAGUACUGGAGGGUCAAAAAGAAGGAGCAGAGAGCCCGGAAGGCCGUUCAGGUCAAGGGAGCCUCACCACGGAGAGCUGCCAACAACUGGAGGCCCAUCAUCCAGUCACAGGAGCUAGUGUCAGAGGAAGUGAUGGUGAACCGUGAACCAGAUUAUGACAAGUCCCAGGACUGCAGUCAGUGGGUGAACUCCUCUGAGUCGGAACCUCUAAUGAGCUCUCCAGCGAACACGGGAUCAUUUCCAUUCCCAAAUUACACGUCUAUCGAAGAUGAGUCGGAGAUUCUGUUCCCCGACUACGAGCACAACGACGGCGAUGACGGCUCCGUCUCCGACGACGUGUGGAGGAACCGCUUCCUCAUGGACUACGACCCGCUCAACCAGCUGCUGGUGUGCAUGGUGUGUGGGGAGCUGCAGUACUCUCACAGCCUGGAGGGCGUGAGGGCUCACAUUGAGGACGCUCACCCAGACACGCUGGCGCUGGAGGCCAGGGACAGACAGGGAAUACUGGAGGCGUGGGACGAGCAGGUUUCCCAGCGGGAACGUUUCUUCACCAGCCAACUCCAGCAGCACAGCGGCUCCCUCACAGAAACACAAGAGAACAGAUGAGCAGAGACUGUCACUGCAGAAGUCGACUGAAGAACCAGGAGAGAACCCCCACACUGAAUCUGUCCUCUUUUAUUUAUUGUUCUUUUUUUUUAUCAUCAUACACGUGUUCACUUGUGUAGAAACUCACCUUGUAAUAUAACGCAGCUUUACCUCAUUUUCCUUACAAGAUUGUGCUUAUUGUUUAUUUAAAAUCAGUUUGGACAUUCGGCUACUGAAGCUGCCACAGAUGAGAUUUUGUAACGAGAGUUAAAAUAUUUAAUUAGGAGUCUAACAUUAUGGAAAACAGCUGUGUUAAGCAGGACUAGAUGCAUUUUUAGUGGAGAAAACUCUUAAGUUGUUGAUUCUUAUUAUCUUCAGUUCUUGGUCCAUGUAUGUGCUCCAUUAUUUCAAUGUUUUGCACUGAUUUGAAGUGCAGUCUGUUAGACUCUAUAAACAUGAGUGUGCAUAACUUUCCAAUUUGGUUAUCUUUUGUUCUGUGCAAACCUUAAAUGUUAGAGCAGUGAGUUGUAUCUUCAAUGCUUUUUUGUUUGUUUUUCAAAUUAAGGCUGCGACCAAUAACAAUUGUUCUUAUUGAUUCAUCUGGUAAUCAUUUUCUCUUUUAAUUAAGUAGUUGGGUGCAUAAAAUGUCAGAACGAUAACAAAGAUUAUGACAUUUGCACACAAACCAAAAAUAUUUAGGUAACUGUCAGAAGAGCAGAUAAACUAGAACACAAAUAGUUUAAUUUAGUACAUUUAACAUUUAAGCAUUUAGCAGAUGCUUUUAUCCAAAUUAUUAGUUUUCUGCAUAAAAGUGGAAUUGUUUUCAGGCCUAAUAUUGGAAUUAAACUGAGCCCAGUGUGGGGUUUAGCACAUAUUAGCAAACAGGGGUACAGUCGUUGUACAUAAAACUUUCAAAUGGAUUUUUUUUUUAUAGAAAUGCAGUGUCAGGAUUUGAGGAGUGUUUUAAUAGCUGUAGUCAGAAUCAUCAGUUAUCAAUAGUUAUGGAUAUUAAUUAUAUAAAAAGUACAGUAAAUAGAUUUUAAACCCCCAAGAACAGCUGAUCAAAUUAUUUCACAAGUUUUGUGGCAACCCCUUAAAGUGAUUCAGCGCAGCUAAUUUCGUCAUGUGGUUUUAUUGACGUCUGACACGGAAAACUAAAGUGUGUGUUCAUCUGUUAGUUCGAGUGUGUUUUUUCUGAAUUAAUUUGUUCAGAUUUACGUCAGUGACACAAAUUUACGAAACAAAGCACCUCCUUGUGGGCUAAAAAUGUUUAUCUCUAAGUACUUGGAUGUUUCCAGACUGCAUGAUGUCUGUAAACCAGGUGAAAAAGGCUGUCUAACAACAAGAUGAAAAGUAUAUUAAAAAAAUCUAUAUUAGGUGAGGUUAUUUUGAAGUACCUGAAAUCUGUUUUCCCCCUGUGUUCUAUGUCGAGCCAUUAUCACAUUUAAUUGCCAAGUUUGCCUGACAGGAAUUACAUUUACUGAUAUCGGUGAUGUCAUUUUGACUUUUUGUAAUUUCGAGAUGGCUACAACUUCAUUCUGACCAUCUUAAACUUCAUUUAAGAUCUUUUAAAAGGACAAUGUAGAUAUCUUAAAUUGAUAAAUUGAGGAUAAUUACAGUUAUCUCGAACAUGAAUUGUGACGAGUCAAAAUUGGACUGGAAUUGGAGAUGUUCCGUAGUUUUAAUCCUACUCCUGACAACUGAACUUACGGGUAUCUGUAACUGUAGUAUUGAUUAGUAAGAAUGAAGUCGCAGAUAUCGGUAGUUAAUGUCCUGUCUAGCGAUUGAAUGUUCAAACGGCUUGUCAUCGCUUUCCCACUGGCAGCCAUAUUGUGUUAGCGAACAAGCACACUUCAAAGGACCCGAACUGUGAGUGUGUUCUAGUUGUAGUCCGAAGUCGGAAUUUCCGGGUUCCAACUCGGAAAGUUUUAGCAACCUCGCAGUCCUCUGUGUAGGAUUCUAUGAUUGACUGCCACACGUCUUUAGUCCAUGGACAUUUUGCUGUGCUGUGUUGUUGAAGACUGGUGUUGCUAACAAUGGCUAGCCCAAGACAUGUUAGCGUCCAUGUCCACAGAGGUGACGUUACUCCCAUUUGUGACUUUGGAUGUAAAUGGAACGUACUAUCACAAUUUACCCCGUAUUCAGGGCCCUUGCCGUAAUCCAGCUGCCGCAUGUUUUAGCACGAACCAUGAAGUGCACUCACGCUUCAGGGUUUCAACAGUUUUAGACCCCCUUGAACAGCUCCUGUACAUAAUCAAACACUCAAUACAGUAGAAAACUGAUUUUUGUUAAGUUUUUCCAUGUUCAUUCAGGUCAGAGUAUGUUCUACUAUCUUGGUAGUCACUAACGGUCAUGUGUGUUAUCUGGGACUGUUCCACGUGUUUCUCCAUGUGAAAGCCUUCAGUACAGUGCUGUUCAAACCUGACACUUCACACACAACAUGUACGUAGAUAUAAUUCUUUUGUUUUUUACAGCGACUUCCUCGGCUUGUGCUGUUCACGUCAGAGUCACCGUCCUCUGCACUGUAAAUACACAAAAUACUAAAGUGGUGAUAAGACUUUUAUUUGACUUGGUGCAUCUUUUAUUUAUUAUUUAUUGAUUCUCUUCUUGUAUAACGUGAUUAUUGAUGACGCAUUAUUCAUAUCCAUAGGUAGUUCUAUGUUAGAGAUAUGUCUCAUUUGUGAGUUUUGGGGAUAAAAAAAACAGAAUUUCCUGCAUGAAUAGAAUAUGGAUGAACUGUUGUGCAUCAGAGAGUUCUGGAAGUCAUUCCAAUGGUUGUAUUUUUUUGUCAUAAAGAGGAAUGAUUAUGAAUAGUAGGAGAAAAAAGAAAAUGUUUUUGUUUGAGCACAAAGACUGUGGAGGUUCAACUGCCUGCACAGCCACAACUCUGUAAAUAGGUGGAGGUGACCAAGCUAAUUUACCUUCUGAGAAUGUAAUUGACUCACUUGUUUACCAGUUUAAAGGGAAUGUUUAAAAUGCCUUUUAAGUAAUAAACCUUUUCUACCUUUGG